Messenger RNA from Ostreococcus lucimarinus CCE9901, 381 nucleotides. RefSeq lists its product with no specific name. Gene Ontology annotation, cellular component: P-body; Lsm1-7-Pat1 complex. The record is from RefSeq and is a predicted model, not a curated record. Gene Ontology annotation, molecular function: RNA cap binding. Gene Ontology annotation, biological process: deadenylation-dependent decapping of nuclear-transcribed mRNA. Bases 1 to 381 code for a protein of 126 amino acids. The transcript has a single exon. Lineage: Eukaryota; Viridiplantae; Chlorophyta; Mamiellophyceae; Mamiellales; Bathycoccaceae.
AUGACGGACACGUGGCAUCUCAGCGCGGUGGCGAGCCUGGUGGAGAACCUGGACAAGCGCCUGCUCGUCGCGCUGCGCGACGGCUCGAACAUCAUCGGCACGCUGCGAUCGUUCGACCAAUUCGCAAACAUCGUCCUCGAGAGCGCGGUCGAGCGCAUCAUCGUCGGAAAGAUGUUCAGCGAUAUCCCACUCGGAUUGUACAUCGUGCGAGGCGAGAACGUCGUGCUCAUGGGCGACGUCGGGGCGAACGGGGACUUGGACGGCACGGAAGGGUUGAUUGAGGUGGACAACGCGGAGAUCAUACGGGCGAGGGAGGCGGAUCAGACCGCGGAGGCGAUGAAGGGAGACAUCUUGAAACGAAUGGACUUUUUAGAUGAGUGA